This is a messenger RNA of Aspergillus nidulans FGSC A4, 1593 nucleotides long. Its product is annotated as putative GABA permease. The transcript is spliced from 3 exons. Lineage: Eukaryota; Fungi; Ascomycota; Eurotiomycetes; Eurotiales; Aspergillaceae. The coding region runs from base 1 to 1593 and encodes 530 amino acids. Gene Ontology annotation, molecular function: transmembrane transporter activity. Gene Ontology annotation, biological process: transmembrane transport. Gene Ontology annotation, cellular component: membrane. The record is from RefSeq and is a predicted model, not a curated record.
AUGCGCCAAUCGUCCAUCGACGCCAGCGCCGACGAGGCUCUGGCCCGUAUGGGCUACAAGAGCGAAUUGCCGCGUAAUCUCUCUAUGCUGAGUAUUCUCGGACUCUCCUUCGCAAUUAUGGCCGCGCCCUUCGGCCUCAGCACAACUCUCUACAUCACGCUCACAGACGGGCAAUCCGUCUCUAUUAUAUGGGGCUGGGUCUUCGUGACCCUGAUCAGCAUCGCUAUCGCCGCCUCCCUCGCUGAGAUCUGCGCCGUGUAUCCCACCGCGGGAGGUGUAUACUACUGGAGUGCAAUGUUGUCGACGAAAGAGUGGGCACCGAUGAUGUCGUUUAUAGACGGCUGGCUGACAUUGGUCGGCAACUGGACUGUUACGCUUUCUAUCACGUUUAGCGGAGGGCAGCUGAUAUUGAGUGCGAUUUCGCUGUGGAAUGAGGAUUUCGUUGCCACUACCUGGCAGACGAUAUUGAUGUUUUGGGCGGUGAUUGGGGUUUGUGCGCUGGUCAAUGUUUUCGGCGCGAGGUGGUUGGACCUCAUCAAUAAAGUUUGUAUCUUUUGGACUGGAGGCAGUGUGAUUGCCAUCCUGGUUGUGCUGUUGAGUAUGGCCGAUGAUAGAAGGAACGGGAAGUUUGUGUUUGGGCAUUUCGAUGCGAGUGAGAGUGGGUGGCCGUCUGGCUGGGCGUUCUUCGUUGGAUUGCAGCAAGCUGCUUAUACGCUCACUGGGUAUGGAAUGGUAGCGGCUAUGUGCGAAGAGGUACAGAACCCGCAUCGUGAGGUCCCGAAGGCAAUCGUUCUGUCUGUCGUUGCAGCUGGGAUAACUGGUCUGGUAUACUUGAUUCCGAUCUUGUUCGUGCUGCCGGAUAUCAAGACGCUGCUAAAUGUCGCGAGUGGGCAGCCAAUUGGGUUGGUCUUCAAGACCGCUACGGGCUCAGCAGGAGGAGGGUUCGGCUUGCUAUUUCUGAUCCUGGGAAUCCUGAUGUUCGCAGGUAUCGGUUCCUUGACAGCCGCCAGUCGAUGCACCUACGCCUUUGCGCGCGACGGCGCCAUCCCCGGCUUUCGGCUCUGGAGAAGAGUCAACAAGAGACUCGACGUUCCCGUGUGGGCAAUCAUCCUGUCCACGACAGUCAUAUGCCUGCUCGGCCUUAUAUAUUUUGGCUCAAGCGCGGCAUUCAAUGCUUUCACGGGCGUCACCACGAUCUGCCUAUCCAGUUCAUAUGCCCUGCCCAUUCUCAUCUCCGUCCUCCGUGGUCGUCAAGCCGUUAAGCAUUCCAGCUUUUCGCUUGGUCGGUUCGGCUAUGCCAUCAACGUUGCUACUGUUGUGUGGAUUUGUCUGGCUGUGGUAAUCUGCUGUAUGCCGGUUUCGCUGCCUGUGGAUGCGAGCUCGAUGAACUAUGCCAGCGUGGUGUUCGCGGGAUUCGCGGCGAUUAGUGUGACCUGGUACUUUGCCUAUGCACGGAAGCAUUUCACGGGCCCACCAAUUCCGGUGGAUCAGCUUCAGGAUACGCCUGGGGUUGUGCCGGGGAAGGCUGUUGUUGACCCGGAGAAAGCUGGGUCGGGUUCGGGGUCCCUUGAGAAGGAGCAGCCGGCUCCAUGA